Molecule: messenger RNA, 4792 nt
Organism: Cyphomyrmex costatus
Lineage: Eukaryota; Metazoa; Arthropoda; Insecta; Hymenoptera; Formicidae
Gene: dome
Product: cytokine receptor domeless
Exons: 13
Coding region: 1-4368 (1455 amino acids)
Molecular function (GO): protein binding
Source: RefSeq, a predicted model, not a curated record
AUGGAUCGGUGUCCAUCUCGCAGACCAAACGCUACGUCGAGACAUGCUGGAUGUCGAUCUACGCUGGAUGUGUCCGGCACAUCGGAGUCGUCUUCUGUCGCUUGCCACAGUUUUGCAACAUACUGCGAUGUAAAUGCCUCUAAUGCCGUCCUGUUUGAAAAGGAUAUCAUCACAACGUUGGAAAACGGGUCCAAUAGUGCGGUUCAUCUCUUACAGGACACUUUAUUAUCUUACAAUGCCCGUUCAACUGAGCUGUGUUCGGCGCAAAAAGAAUUUGCUUGUCCCGCUGCCCCUUGUAAUCACGAAUGUGAUACAAGUGUAAUGAAUCACCGAAAUCAUCAUAGUUACACGCGAAAGAGGGACGCGAUGAGAUAUUCUCAUGCAGCGGAUGCACUCUCGAUAACAAAAUACAUUCUCGUAUUCAUUAAUCAAAUGUUAGGAUUAAUAACCACCGACUGGAUAACAAAUUCUUCAUGGAGGAGAUGGCGAACUUAUUUUCCUUUCUUAGUUUGCCUAUUUUGUGUGACGCAGUGUUCAGCUCGCACUUGCUCAGUUGGAUUAAGCACACCGGGAUGGACUUGGCCACAAGGUGAUAUUAUUAUCCAACAUGGUAAACCACUCAGUAUGCUGUGUCUAUUGAAUGACACUAUCGUAAAACGUGACUAUCCUAAUAAAGAUGCAGGAAAUCUCCGAUUCUUUCGUAAUAAUCAAGAACUGAAGUCGGAAUUCGUCACGGUAAUUAAUGAAACUACGAUAGAGCUGUUUAUCAAAACACCACCACCCUCCGACGAUAUGUACAAUUGCAAGUUGCAAGUAAAGGAAAACGACUAUAUAGCAGUUUGUCUCAAUAAAGUUGUAGUUGGAUAUCCACCUCAAAAACCUAAACAUUUUGACUGUGUUUCCUAUAAUUGGGAAAGCUUUAAUUGCACAUGGGAGCCAGAACAAAAUUUCGUCCAUACAAAAUACGAUUUAAUGUUCCAAUUAUCUGGAAGAUCAGGAGCAAUGUAUUACUGUCCACUUGCAACAACAGAAGAGAAUUCAUGCACGUGGGAUAUAUAUUCCGAUCCAAUAUAUAGGCAACCGUAUGCAGUUUAUAUUUUCAUAUUGAAAGUAUCUAAUCCUUUUGGGGAACUCAACUUUACAUAUCGUGUCCCGCAUUAUCCUAAUGUUAUUCCGGCUAAACCUUACAAUCUUACCUUAAUAAACAAAACAUCGGAAAGUGCACUGUUGCAUUGGGAACUCCCCUUUCCAAUGGCGACAUUUCCAGUUGGUGUUCAUCAUAAAAUUAUGUAUCAACAUCAAUGGGAUCAUGAAAAAGAUUGGAAGGUCAUAAAUAUUACGCAUCCUAAGAAUAGAGAGCAAUGGCUUUACAAUCUUACCGGAUUAGAGUACGCUAACACAGUAUAUGAUGUUCGAAUUUAUUUAAAAAGCUCGACAGCUGUAAGAUCGGACCGAUGGAGUGAAUUUAGUGUUGUUACAUUCAGAACGUCAUCAAAAUUACCUAGUGCUGCACCGCGAACUGACAUCGGUAGCUUCGAAAUUGCUGAAAAUAAUGGAAACAGGGACGUAUAUUUGUACUGGCAAGCGAUACCACAGAAUCAAGAAAAUGGCGAUAAUUUUAAGUAUCAAAUUAUUCACGUGGAGGAAAAUGGCCAGAAAGUUGCGCUUACACCAAGUGAAACAACUAGGACAUAUGCCAAAUUGAAAGGAAUCAGCCUCAAUAGUUACCUGUUCGAGAUCGUUUCAACGAAUGAAGUCGGAGCUAACAACAGCCGUGCGAGAAUAUACGUACCAAAUCAGAAAGAAAUACCACAUGAACCAAUAGCGUUCACGAAAAUUGCUUUCGAAAAUGGAUUGUAUGAAUUAUCUUGGAAGCCACCGUUCGAAGAUUAUAACAUCAAGAAUUACACGAUCUUUUGGUGCGACAAUGAACGUGAUCGUCCUUAUCAGUGUACCGGUUACUUGGACUGGGUGCACGUGCCUAAAAAUACUAUGAUCUACAACAUAACAGUACCGAAUCCGUCCAAGGUAUACCAAUUUGCAAUCUCCGUCAAUACUGAGAGAGGUAGCAGCGGCAUGAUAUGGUCGUCAUGUACGGUAAUUCAUAAUAAGGUGCUCGGCAAAAUGAAGUCUGUUUGGAUCAAUCGCAUUGGAUCGCACUUUAUCGAAGUCGGUUGGAAGCCUGAUUGUUCAGAUCGCAUUGGGAUAAUUGAAGGAUUCAAUAUCUACUACUGUCCCAUAGUAUCACCAAUGAAUGUCAACUGUAACGGUCCCAUGUUUAAUAGUACCAUCAAGGCGGACGCACAUACGAUACAUGGCAUUGUCGAUAACCUGAAGCCCUACACUACGUACAUGCUGAGUGUCGCGGUGCUGACGAAGAGCGGUGAGGGUCUGCGUAGUGAUCCCCUGUAUAAUACCACUCUCGAAGCGGCGCCCAGCACCCCACCGGCAAACGUGAGAAUCACUGACUUGUCCAACACGACAAUGUAUAUCUCAUGGAAAAAGCCGACGGCGAUGAACGGUGUGCUCAGAUAUUAUGAAGUUUACUAUAAUGAUCAAGUCAUUAGAGUGGAUGAUAAGGAUUACAUCAAACUGAUGGGUUUAAAGCCGUAUACGAAAUAUUUUAUUAGUGUUUCCGCUUGUACCGUUCAGUGCAGUGAAAAGUCAUCGAUGAUAGAUAAUUUCACGAGAAUUGGCGUGCCUGGCAAAAUCAUGAUUCCUUUAGUACGCUUUGUAAACUCCAGCCAAGUGAUCAUCCAGUGGGAACCACCACAAGAACCAGCCGGUCCAAUAGAGCACAUGUAUUACGAAAUAGAGUAUGGAAAUGGCUUGAUUCAGAACGUUACGAGAACAGAAGUGCAAUUGCCCAUUCCCGACUGCAAAAACGUCGAGCAUCGAGAGCAGAAGCACAGAUUCCGAGUUAGAGCUAUUAACACCAAUCUUAACGGUGAAGUUUUGAAAGGAUCGUGGUCCGACUUUGGGGAGGGAAAUUGUUAUAAUAAUGGUUUAUCAUACGUCGCAUUAGUUGUUAUAUGGAUAGUUGGCGUCGUUAGCUUCGGAGCAUGCAUCGUGUGCUUCGUGUACAUGUUCAAGAGAAUGUGGAUAAAAUGUCGAGCUAUGCGAGAUGUCGAAGUCAAACUACCACCUGGACUUGCCAGUACUCCAUCAGAUAUGAAAUUGCUUGACAAGAUAAGCGAACCACAUAUACGGCAACCAUCCGCCGAUUCGAGCGGCUGUUCUAGUGGCCAAGAAUCCGUUACGUCUUCUCUCACGGCAGAAUCCCAGGUUUGCAGUGAUAGUGGCACUGAGGUGGAUGCAGUUCAUACGCCAUCUGACAAAUUAAAGAGUCAACCUGUCCGUGAAUUGACACAUCUGCGACAGAGAAGUACUACACGUGUACCAGCUUCGUUAUUAUCAGAGGUCACGCCUUGCUGGGAAUCAUACGUCAAAGUUGGCGAUUCCGGUGAGCCGACUUCUGAAGAAACUGUAUCAUUAGCACGGUCCACGCCUAAUUUAACAGAUAACACGAAGAGUUAUUCGCCAUCGCAACACGGCUGGUCUAGCGCAAACUAUAUCAGUAUGCCGUCCUCUUCGGAGAUGUUAUUGAAUGAAUUUGAAAAGGAGAAGCAGAAGCAAACAAUCGACGAACUGGACAAGAUGCGAUCCAUCAUCGAGUUGAACAAGAAACUCUUGACAUCUCACAUUAACCCCGAGAAGACAACAAUGACGACGCCAUAUGUUCAGGCAGGUCUAAUAGAUGAAAUACCUGAAUCGCCUUCUAGUAUACCUAAACAUAUACAAGCCAGGAACAGCAAUCUGAUGUGUGGCACCUUUAAAGUUAAAGAUAAUCAGAAUUUGUGCAAGAAAGAAUACAUGUCAUUCCCGCAAACUUUCCCCGCCAAUACCGGCUUGACUUUAGCGAGUCCAAAAUAUAUCUUUGCAUCGAUAAUUCCUGAGGGAAUGACGAUGCCGGUUACAGAAACAGAUCAAGAAUCUUUACAGCAGAAAACGUUCCACGAUCCGCACAGUUCUACAACGAGUGGAACUUCGUACAAUCUUACGAGCUCCGCGCACGAGACACAGUCGCAGGAGCAACAAGAGAAAGCGGAGCCACUCGCGAACGUGACGGAGGAUGUCGUUGAAGGUGACAACAAAGAUAACACUGUGCACCCUACAUCGUCUUGGUCAACGACAGAGGGAAAAGAUUUGAACUCUAGUUAUAUCACUAUCGCGAAUUUAUCACCUCCCUCAGCAGGACCGUCGUAUGUGCGACUCGAGAAGAUGCCACCGUCACUGCCACAGGCAGCGACAAGUCAGUCGGACGAGCAGUACGCAGAGGUGACGGUUGUGCCAAGUACAGUUCAGUGAGGUGAGGAGAGAGAUGCACCAUCAUCUCAUUGUUCUCCUCUUUUUCGCGACGGUGUUCAUUGCCACCUUCGUAAACGGACAAAGUAAGUGCUACACUGUAAAAUUGUGGUAUAUACAGCGGUGCAUGCGAGAAACUGAGAUGUUAUAUGCUUGAAUAUAAUUGCGACACUCACGUGCGAAUCGACUGAGCUGAGCAGCGAUCUUUCAUAACCUGAGAGGGGGGAAUGAAGUUCGCUUACUAAAAUACGAAGAGAUUUAAGAGACUUUCUUUUUGAAAAGGAAUGUUUCAUAUUUGCUUCGAAAACAAGACUGGGUUUAAGUAAAAAGGAAGAUUAUUGGCUUAAGGUUAAUGGAAAAAAAUUCAGGAAAGCUUGAAGAAAUUCACUUCUUAUUAAAAGAGCUCUUCAGUGAGUUCUUACAUUUA